CUCCUCCACGCCACCUCCGCACCGCAGAGAGGCAGGCACACAGAGCGAUCGAGCGAGCCCGAGCCGUGCCAAACAAGGACCACCCACCCACCCACUACCAGCCCCGCUUCCUCUCUGUCUCUCCACCGCUCGCGCGCGGCGGGCGGCGUGGCUCCGAGGGCGGGAAGCGCGGGCUCGGCGGGGCGACUCGCCGGCGGCGACCUGCAGGUUUGGGUAUGAGAGGGGUCACCCACGCGGCGCCCACCGGAAGCGCCCCCUGCCCACUCCGCGGACGACUCGUCAUGGACGGCCUCCUCAUCUUCGUCUUCUACCUCUCGCUGCCUAUACGUGGCGGCCGCGACCACUCGUUAAUCUCUAAUUGUUAGCCGCCGCCCGGUCGGCACGCCAUCGGUCGGCCCGCACCCCCGAAGCUCUGCGCUCUCGUUCGUCUCGUGUCUACGGUCUACGCACGCCGCCACCACCGCCAGCCUCACACACAGGAUCAGGAUCGAUGGACCAGCCACCGAAUGGAUUCGCCGCCGGAGGAUUUUUCACGCACAUUGAUGGGCAAAACCGCUCUCCCCCUUCUGUAAUUGUAAUCGGGGGAGGGAUUUCAGGCAUCGCAGCCGCACGUGCUUUGUCCAAUGCUUCAUUUAAGGUCACACUCUUGGAGUCGAGGGACCGAGUUGGUGGCCGUGUGCACACUGACUAUUCUUUUGGUUGCCCCAUUGACAUGGGAGCUUCAUGGUUGCAUGGUGUUUGCAACGAGAAUUCUUUGGCGCCAUUGAUUAGGAUGCUUGGGCUUAGAUUAUAUCGCACAAGCGGUGAUAACUCUGUUCUGUAUGACCAUGAUUUGGAAAGUUAUGCUCUAUUUGAUAAGCAUGGUCAGCAAGUUCCCCAGGAGAUAGUUAGCAAAGUUGGAGAGACAUUUGAGAAAAUUCUUAAGGAGACUGUCAAAGUAAGAGAUGAACAUGCAAAUGACAUGCCUCUUAUUCAAGCCAUGGCAAUUGUGCUUAACAGGAAUCCACAUAUGAAGUUGGAGGGCCUGGAAUAUGAGGUACUGCAGUGGUGUAUAUGUAGACUGGAAGCAUGGUUCGCUACUGACAUGGACAAUAUAUCUCUGAAGAAUUGGGAUCAGGAACAUGUGCUUACCGGUGGACAUGGUCUUAUGGUGAAUGGCUAUGAUCCUGUCAUCAAAGCUCUAGCUCAAGGUCUUGACAUUCAUCUCAACCACAGGGUCACAAAGAUCAUACAACGUUAUAAUAAGGUUAUUGUUUGUGUGGAAGAUGGGGCAAGUUUCGUUGCAGAUGCUGCUAUAAUAACGGUCCCUCUCGGGGUACUAAAGGCAAAUAUCAUCAAGUUUGAACCUGAGCUACCAAGAGAAAAGCUUUCAGCAAUCGCUGAUCUUGGCGUUGGCAUCGAAAACAAGAUAGCCCUUAAGUUCAACACUGUAUUUUGGCCCAACGUUGAAGUGCUAGGUAGGAUCGCCCCAACGUCAAAUGCCUGUGGCUACUUUCUCAACCUUCACAAAGCCACAGGAAACCCAGUCCUGGUAUGCAUGGUAGCUGGAAGAUUCGCAUACGAGAUCGAGAAGCUGUCUGAUGAAGAAUCCGUCAACUUUGUUAUGUCCCAGCUCAGGAAAAUGCUACCGCAGGCAACUGAACCGGUUCAGUAUUUGGUUUCACGUUGGGGCAGUGACCCAAACUCACUUGGCUCCUACUCGUGCGACCUGGUGGGGAAACCGGCUGACCUGUAUGAAAGAUUCUGUGCUCCGGUUGGCAACCUGUUCUUCGCUGGGGAGGCCGCCUGCAUUGACCACUCCGGGUCGGUGCAUGGAGCUUAUUCGUCAGGCAUUGCCGCUGCAGAGGACUGCCGAAGGCGUCUGUCGACGCAGCUAGGCAUCUCCGACCUGUUCCAGGUCGCGAAGGUUGUCAUGAGGGAGGAGAUGAAUGAAGUCAUGGUUCCCUUUCAGAUAUCGAGGCUGUAAGAGAGAACACCAACACCGUGUUGUGUAGUGAUGAUUGUGCCAUCCUGAAGCUGACGCGGCAGACAAGGUUAACGCGGAACAAUAUAGCUGCCUUCAAUUCACGGCAUAUAUUGCCUUCAAAACUGUUGUAUUGUCGCAUGCAGUUUGUUGUUCGACGUAACUCUAUCUAAAAUAAUGUAAGACCUUUGUUGUUGGAAGAUUCUAUAGAUGCCGUUGUUCGUCA
Molecule: messenger RNA, 2189 nt
Organism: Sorghum bicolor (sorghum)
Lineage: Eukaryota; Viridiplantae; Streptophyta; Magnoliopsida; Poales; Poaceae
Product: probable polyamine oxidase 4
Exons: 10
Coding region: 491-1966 (491 amino acids)
Biological process (GO): polyamine catabolic process
Cellular component (GO): peroxisome
Molecular function (GO): polyamine oxidase activity
Source: RefSeq, a predicted model, not a curated record